Messenger RNA from Rhizophagus irregularis DAOM 181602=DAOM 197198, 203 nucleotides. The record is from RefSeq and is a predicted model, not a curated record. Lineage: Eukaryota; Fungi; Glomeromycota; Glomeromycetes; Glomerales; Glomeraceae.
AGAAAUUUUUCUGUUACUCAAGAGGGAAUGGUGAAGGCAAGCGAAUGGUUGAGGAAAUCAGUCGCUUAAUUUUUUUUUUAUAUAUAUAUAAAGUGUUAUUUAUUCCUACUUUUAUUUCUUUUUUUUCUGGUAAGAGCAUAUAUAAUUUAUAUGCAAAAAAAUAUAAUUUUUUUUUUCUAAAAAAUGAUUUUGCUUUGGGCAAG